Molecule: messenger RNA, 1383 nt
Organism: Sparassis crispa
Lineage: Eukaryota; Fungi; Basidiomycota; Agaricomycetes; Polyporales; Sparassidaceae
Product: DNA glycosylase
Exons: 9
Coding region: 1-1383 (460 amino acids)
Biological process (GO): base-excision repair; DNA alkylation repair; base-excision repair, AP site formation
Cellular component (GO): nucleus; protein-DNA complex
Molecular function (GO): DNA-3-methyladenine glycosylase activity; alkylated DNA binding; DNA-7-methylguanine glycosylase activity
Source: RefSeq, a predicted model, not a curated record
AUGCCCGUUACCCGCGCGCAGAGCGGUGCUACGUCUAGAAAGGUAGCGGCGGCAGCUACUCCCGAACUCGUGCCCGUCGUGGCGAAAGCACCAACGAAGAGGAAGGCCCUCGCUGCGGCUGCCCCUAAGACGCCGUCAAAAAAGACUCGCACGUCAAAGGCUGAAUUCGCUGCGGCUCCAGCAAGCGCCCCGGUUGUGCUGUCCCCACCGCCCGCCAUUGGAGAUGCGCCGGUCUUCGUUCCCGCCGUGCUCACGUUCUCCUUCGAGGACGCCAAGCAGCACCUCAUCGCCGCCGACCGGCGUUUCGCGGACGUCUUCGCGCGCCUCAAGUGCAGGCCGUUCGAGCAUCUCGAGAGGGUGGAUCCGUUCUCGACGCUCGCUGACUCUAUCUUAGGCCAACAGAUCUCGUGGCGCGCCGCGCGGUCUAUCAGACAUCGCUUUAUCAGGUUGUUCGACCCUUCCCUCCCUGAGAAGCCUGUGGAGCACGAGCACAUUACUUGGUUCCCUUCUGCGCACCAGGUCAUCAGUAUGGACGUUGUGACGCUCAAGAGCGCGGGUUUAAGCACCAGGAAGGCCGAAUAUGUACUUGACCUGGCGGCGAGGUUCGCCGAUGGACGCUUGUCGACCGAGAAGUUGUUGGAAGCGGACGAUGAGGAGCUCGCACGAAUACUCAUCGAAGUGCGCGGCAUUGGCAGGGUGAGUGUCAUCUACUACGAGGAAGACGCCAGCUCUGACGCACUUCUUCCGGGUAUGCAGUGGACUGUUGACAUGUUCGCGUUGUUCUCUCUGCGCCGCCCCGACAUUCUGCCGAUAGGCGACCUUGGGGUGCAGCGCGGUGUCCUGCGCUGGUUCCUCUCCCUACAUUCACCCUCCUACUCGGUCACUCUCGCGGCGAAUAAGCUCCCCAAGAAUCCGGAAGAAGACGAACAGGAGACCGACGGCCCGGAGAAAGUGGACCCGAGUGCGAACGGCAACACAGAAACUCUUCCGUCGACGACGGGAGCCAGCCGUGCGCUGUCGCCAGAUGCGUCUUCCGUGCUUCCAGCCCCCGCUCUCCCGCAGACGCCCGUGAGGAACGGGAAAGGUAAGGCAAAGGCAAGUGAGGGAGACGACUCGGACGACAGCGCGACGGUGCUGCCCCCGCCGUUCACGCCGUCCAUCAAUAAAACGCUGCACAGCCUGAACGCGAAUGGUGAACCCCCGUCGCCGCCGCUGCCGGAGGGGCUUACUCCAGCCGUCAUGAAGAGUCGCCUGGAUGGGAAGAAGAAGAUUAAGGGCGCGCUGUUGACGCCGAAGGAGAUGGAGGAGCUGACGGAAUGCUGGAGGCCGUAUCGUAGCGUCGGCGUGUAUUAUAUGUGGGCGUUAGCGGAGUCGCCGAAGUGA